UACCUUUGUUGACCUCUGUACCUUCUGGCUUACUCCUCUCCUGGGUAUGAGACAUGGCCAUUCCUAGGACACAGCUGUGUGAAAGAAGGUCGUCAGACACCCAGGGGAGAUCCCUGGGCUCCUCGAGGUCAAGGUGAAGAGCAUUUGCCGAGUGAACGCCCGUGGCCUCCUUGCAGCCUCCUAGAACUGGCAGGAGGGGAAAAUGGAAGAGACGAGCCUGAGAAAAAGGAAGGAGGAUGAGAAGUCGAUCCAGAGCAGCGAACCCAAGACCAUGAGUCUCCAAAAGGAGCUGGGCCUGUUCAGCGGCACCUGCUUCAUCGUGGGCACCAUCAUCGGCUCUGGGAUCUUCAUCUCCCCCAAGUCUGUGCUCAGCAACAUGGAAGCUGUGGGACCCUGUCUCAUCAUAUGGACCAUGUGUGGGGUUCUUGCGACACUGGGCGCCCUGUGCUUCGCAGAGCUUGGCACGAUGAUCACCAAGUCGGGGGGCGAGUAUCCCUACCUGAUGGAGGCCUUUGGCCCCAUUCCGGCCUACCUCUUUUCCUGGAGCAGCCUGUUCGUCAUAAAGCCCUCAUCCUUUGCCAUCAUCUGUCUCAGCUUCUCCGAGUACGUUUGUGCGCCCUUCUACCCGGGCUGCAACCCUCCCCAAGCUGUCAUUAAAUUCCUGGCUGCCGCUGUUAUCUUGCUCAUCUCCACGGUGAACGCGCUGAGUGUGCGGCUGGGGAGCUAUGUCCAGAACGUGUUCACGGCGACCAAGAUGGUGAUCGUGGUCAUUAUCAUCAUCAGUGGACUUGUCCUCCUGGCCCAAGGAAAUACGAAGAAUUUUGAAAACUCUUUUGAAGGCGCAUCAUCGUCUGUGGGCUCCAUCAGUCUGGCAUUAUAUAAUGGACUCUGGGCGUAUGAUGGAUGGAAUCAGCUCAACUACAUCACAGAAGAACUUAGAAACCCUUCCAGAAACCUGCCCCUGGCCAUCAUCAUCGGGAUCUCACUGGUGACAGGCUGCUACAUCCUCAUGAACGUGUCCUACUUCACUGUGAUGACCGCCACGGAGCUCCUGCACUCCCAGGCUGUGGCCGUGACGUUUGGUGACCGUGUCCUCUACCCCGCCUCGUGGAUCGUUCCGCUCUUCGUGGCGUUUUCAACCAUCGGCGCUGCUAACGGGUCGUGCUUUACUGCUGGCAGACUUGUUUUCGUUGCAGGCCGGGAAGGCCACAUGCUAAAAGUGCUGUCUUACAUUAGUGUCAAGCGCCUCACUCCAGCUCCUGCCAUCAUCUUUCAUAGCAUGAUAGCGAUCAUUUACAUCAUCCCUGGUGACAUAAACUCAUUAGUCAAUUACUUCAGUUUUGCUGCAUGGCUGUUUUAUGGUUUGACGAUCACUGGACUAAUUGUGAUGAGGUUUACAAGGAAAGAACUGAAAAGACCUAUCAAGGUGCCCAUUUUCAUCCCCAUCUUGGUGACUCUCUUAUCCGUGUUUUUGGUUCUGGCUCCAAUCAUCAGCAAACCUGCGUGGGAGUAUCUCUACUGUGUGUUGUUUAUGCUGAGCGGCCUUGUAUUUUAUUUCCUUUUUGUCCACUACAAGUUUGGAUGGGCUCAGAAAAUCUCAAAGCCUCUCACCAUGCACCUUCAGAUGCUGAUGGAAGUCGUGCCCCCAGAGGAAGCUCCAGAGUAACAAGCUCUGCCUCUUGUGCCAAAUCCAAGCUGUGAUGACCUUAUUUUUGUAAACAAUAUUUGUGGUUAUUUCUUCCUGAUGUUUUUCUUAAGAAAAAAACAAACAAACAUAUUCACACGUGUAUGAUACUAUUAUUUUUAGCUAUCCUUAAUUCUCUGGGUGGGUGCUGGCUGAAAUCAGCAGGCGAGGACAUAACCCAGAAGAACGGUGGUGUUGGGAAGGACUAAAUCAGGGCCAGUGCCAACACACAAUGACUAGCAAGAGGCACAUCACACCUACUUCAAUAAAGGGUGUUCUUUCAGCUCCAUCAUCAGAAAGAUGCAUAUAUAUAUAUAUAUAUAUAUAUACACACACACACACAAACACACACACACAUGCAUAUAUAUAUUUAAACAUAAAAUUGAUGAAACUUUGCUUUGACUGAAACAGAUUUUUAAAAUACUCAAGUAUAAAUGCUUUACUACCUACCCCCACCCCUUCCUAUAUUUCACCUGGGACACAUGUGGCAGGUCAGUCCCAGGCUGGAUGUCAAGGCCUGCAGGGCAAAGCUGACUGCCCAGAACCACCUGCAGCCUGUGUCCACAAGAAGCUCAGUGUCACAGGUCCCCUGACAACCUUCACUGGUAUUUUAGUCAAACCAAGAAGUAUGGUGUAUAAAAUUCUAUUGCAUUUGGCACUCAGGAAUAUUCCUGACAAAAUAUGGUCUAAAAGAAUGGAAAAAGCAACAUUUCCAUGAAAACACUGAAAUUUUAUUGAUAUAUUGCAAAAGACUUUCACACCAAAACUAAGAACAUGAGCAAUUUUUGAAGCAUACAAAGGUACUUUUACCACGCAUUUCAGAAACU
This is a messenger RNA of Dama dama (fallow deer), 2511 nucleotides long. RefSeq names its product solute carrier family 7 member 9 (gene SLC7A9). The transcript is spliced from 13 exons. Gene Ontology annotation, biological process: amino acid transmembrane transport. Lineage: Eukaryota; Metazoa; Chordata; Mammalia; Artiodactyla; Cervidae. The record is from RefSeq and is a predicted model, not a curated record. Gene Ontology annotation, molecular function: L-amino acid transmembrane transporter activity. Bases 203 to 1666 code for a protein of 487 amino acids. Gene Ontology annotation, cellular component: membrane.